AUGCUGUCCGCCGCUGCCGCCGAGAAGUCGUCGCCGUCAGCCUCCGCCAUUACGGUCGACAUGUCUAGGGGAUACCACAUCGUCAAAAUCAAUUGCUACUCUCUCACCAAGCAGACCCCCACCGGGAAGAGCCUCGAUUCCUCCUGGUUCACCGUGUGUGGCCAUCGCUGGCGCAUCCUCUACUUCCCCAACGGCGACCGCAGCGACAGUGCCGACUACAUAUCCCUUUUCCUCCUACUCGACAACCAAGAUGUCUCCAAGGAAGUGAAGGCGCAGUCCAUCUUCCGUUUCGUCGACACCGUCACCACGGACGAGAAGCACCCUUCUCUCACAUCGUUGGCGGUAAACACCUUCGGUAGCAAGAAUCGUUCUUGGGGAAUCUCCAAGUUCAUCAAAAGGGAGGACCUGCACAGGUCCGAGCACCUCGUAGACGACUCCUUCACCAUCAGGUGUGACAUCGCCGUUAUCAGCGAGAUCCCUGUCGAGGCUCCCAAGUUCGUCUCUGUGCCAUCGUCCGACCUGAACGAACACCUGGGAGAUCUCCUCACCACUGCCAAGGGUGCCGAUGUGGUCUUCGAGGUCGCCGGGGAGACGUUCGCGGCGCACCGCUGGCUGCUCGCGUCCCGGUCUUCGGUUUUCGAUGCGCAACUCUUCGGCUCCAUCAAAGAGAGCGGCACCGCCGACGUCAUACGCGUAGACGACAUGGAGGCGCGGGUGUUCGCAGCUCUGCUACGCUUCGCCUACACUGACUCGUUGUUACCGGAGACGAUAACGCAAGAGGAAGAGGAAGCUGCUGGCAUGUGGCAGCAUCUGCUCGUCGCUGCGGACAGGUACAGCUUUGAGAGGCUAAAACUGGUUUGCCAGGAGAAGCUAUGCAAGCACAUCGAUGUAAGCACCGUAGGGACGAUCCUGGCGCUCUCUGAACAGCACCGCUGUGACGGGUUGAAGAAGGCGUGCUUCCAUUUUCUCAGCUCUCCAACUAAUCUGAUGGCAGCCACGGCCACUGACAGCUUUCAGCAUCUGAGUAGGAGCUGCCCCUCUGUUAUGAUACAGCUGAUUGCCAUGUCCUCACGCAGUCACUCGGCAUAA
This is a messenger RNA of Lolium rigidum, 1089 nucleotides long. Its product is annotated as BTB/POZ and MATH domain-containing protein 1-like. The record is from RefSeq and is a predicted model, not a curated record. Gene Ontology annotation, molecular function: protein binding. The coding region runs from base 1 to 1089 and encodes 362 amino acids. Gene Ontology annotation, biological process: protein ubiquitination. The transcript has a single exon. NCBI's taxonomy places the organism in Eukaryota, Viridiplantae, Streptophyta, Magnoliopsida, Poales, Poaceae.